Aplosporella prunicola CBS 121167 is the source of this 3289-nucleotide messenger RNA. RefSeq names its product glycoside hydrolase family 5 protein. NCBI's taxonomy places the organism in Eukaryota, Fungi, Ascomycota, Dothideomycetes, Botryosphaeriales, Aplosporellaceae. Bases 83 to 2908 code for a protein of 941 amino acids. Gene Ontology annotation, cellular component: extracellular region; cell surface. Gene Ontology annotation, biological process: glucan catabolic process. Gene Ontology annotation, molecular function: beta-glucosidase activity. The record is from RefSeq and is a predicted model, not a curated record. The transcript has a single exon.
CCAUCUCCUACACCUUCCCGCCCCGCGCCCUCGUUCCCUCUACGACCGCCGCCCUGAUUCCUCCACGCGCGAACCGGCUCCAAUGCCCCGGGACUCGUACCGCCGCGACCGCGACUAUUCCUACGACCGAGAGCCCGAGCGAGACCGUGAUCGUGAUCGGCGCCGGGAAAGCAGAGAUCGGAGCAGAGCUGCGCGGGGCUCCAGGCACAGAGACAACAGCACCCGCGACAGCGGUCGAGAGAGCGGCAGAGACAGCGACCGGGAAAGAGAAAGGAGACACCGCCGUCGCGAGCGAGAAUACCACAGCGGCUACGAGUCCAACAACCGCGACUACGACACCGACCGCGCACGCCGCGAGCGGCACGAGCGCCGCGAACGCUACGAACGCCGCGCACGCCGCGAACGCCCACGCGAGCACGAACAUGAUCAUGACCGCGAUCGCUCGCAGCGCAAGCGCCGCGGACAUCGCGCGACCGACUCGACGGGGGAGUUGCUGCCAAGGCCGGAGCGCUCGUACGACAGUCCUUACCACGAGGGAAAUCGCAGCCCAACCAAAUCGCGGCAUCCUCGACACCAUGCCCGCGGCGAGUCGGCGCCCGAUACGGGCGGCAGCGGCGGCCCGCUGCUGAUGGACAGCUUGGCGCAGUUGGACAGGCAGAAUGCGAAGGGCGGGUGGCGCAGGUAUGACGAUGAGUAUGUGCGUGAGGUGAGGGAGAAGGAAAAGGAGCUGGAGAGGGCACGGAGGAAAGAGGAGAGAGAGGAGAAGAGGGAAAGGGAUAGGAGGAGGGAAGAGCGCAGGGCUAGAGAGGUGGAAAUGGAUAAGAGGAAGAGGUACGAGCAGGAAAUGGGUUUCAGAAGGAGCAAGGCCACAGUGGAUCCGGAGCUGGAAGACGAGCUGUUGAAUCAUGAAGAAGACGAUGAUUAUAGUGAUGAGGUGGACACGCACUUUGGGCCGGUCCCAUUUUUGGAUUCUCCCCGAAAAACCAGGCGCAGCGAAUAUUUGCACUCUCCCGAAAGGCCACUCAAAACCGGCUACACGGAGUCUCCAGGAAGAAGGAAAGAAUACACCGAGUCUGAGCUUGAUGAGAUGGAGGAGCGGCAAAUGCAAAGGAAAGGGAAAGCCUACGCCAGCGGCGCCUUUGUGGGAGGGAAGCCCAAAAACCGGGUUGUCAGUGGUCCUUUGCUGGAGAAGGGUGCUCAUGAAGAGUACGAAUACCAUAUGACCCGGAGAGGCGGUGGUGCCAGUGUGCCGUCAGAUUAUGAUGAUGUUGGACAAGGGAAGCGGAAGAAAUGGAAGAGAUGGAUUAUUAUUGCGGCCGUCCUCAUCGUAAUUCUCGCUAUUGUCAUUCCGGUGGCUGUGGUGAUGUCGAAGAAGAGUUCAGACCACGACAGUCCAGCCGCCACUGCGUCUUCGGGUCCUAAUAACAGCAACCUGGACGGCAUGUCUGAAGACGACAUCCCUAAAGAUGCUCAGGGCACCAUACUGGAUCCGUUUACCUGGUACGACACACUGGAUUUCAACGUCACAUACACUGGGGAGACCGUGGGCGGCCUCUCUGUAAUGGGCCUCAAUAACAGCUAUAAUGACAAUGUAAGAGCAAACGACAAGGUGCCGCCAUUGAACGAAACAUUCAAAUAUGGCAACAUGUCAAUCCGUGGGGUCAACUUGGGAGGCUGGCUGAGCAUUGAGCCUUUCAUCACACCAUCCUUCUUCGAAAGCUACAGCACAAAGCAAAACGUAAUCGACGAGUUUACCCUAACGACAGCUCUGGGUGCAAGCAAAGCUGCCUCCAAGCUAGAGCAGCACUACUCGACCUUUGUAACACGCAAGACGCUCGAAGACAUCCGCAACGCCGGCUUCGACCACGUGCGCAUCCCCUUCAGCUACUGGGCCGUUAGGACAUACGACGACGACCCAUACGUGCCGCAGAUAUCGUGGCGGUACCUUCUCCGUGGGAUCGAAUGGGCGCGGCAGAAUGGGCUGCGGGUGAACCUAGACCUGCACGCGCUGCCAGGGAGCCAAAACGGAUGGAACCACAGCGGGCGACAGGGCGUCAUCGGAUGGCUCAACGGCACCGAUGGCGACCUCAACGCGCAACGCAGCCUCGAUGUCCACGACCAGUUGUCCAAGUUCUUCGCGCAACCGCGCUACAAGAAUCUCGUGACAAUGUACGGACUCGCCAACGAGCCGAAAAUGGUCGACCUAGACACACAAUCCGUACUGGACUGGUACAACCAAGCCAUCCCCCUCAUCCGCAACAACGGAAUCGAAGGCAUAAUCGUCUUCGGCGACGGCUUCAUGGGCCUCGACAACUGGCAAGGCAAGCUGCAAAACUACACGGACCUACUCCUCGACGUGCACCAAUACGUCAUCUUCAACGUCGACCAAAUCGUGCUCUCGCACAGCGAGAAGCUCAACUUCGCCUGCAAAGGCUGGACGCAGCAAAGCACGCGGUCGAUGAACAAGGAGACGGGCUUCGGGCCCACCAUGUGCGGCGAGUGGAGCCAGGCCGAUGCCGACUGCGCGCAGUACAUCAACAACGUCGGCUGGGGCACCCGCUGGGAGGGCACGUACAACACGGGCAACGACAGCACCAACGUACUGCAGCCGACGUGCCCGGCCCUGAACGCGACGUGCAGCUGCGCCAACGCCAACGCCGAUCCCGCAGAGUACUCGGAGCCGUACAAGAAGUGGCUGCUAGACUUCGCUCUGGCGCAAAUGUACAGCUUUGAACAGGGCUGGGGCUGGUUUUACUGGACGUGGAAGACCGAGCGCGCCACCCAGUGGAGCUAUGAGCUUGGUAUGAAGGCGGGCAUUUUGCCCCAAAAGGUUUGGGAUCGGGACUUCAGCUGCGAGACUGAUAGUAUUCCGGAUUUUGGGGAGAUGGGCUUGCCCGACUAUUACUGAGACCGAAUGGCUGGGACUAGAAUGAGGGAAAGGGGGUAUGGUUGCAUGGCUUUGAACGCAGGACUGGACGGCAUGGCGUUGGGGUGUGGUCGUCGUUGCUUUUGUCUUCGUGCGACGUCUUCGAAAUGGGUUCUUGCUUUUUUCUGGCAUCGGUCAGCGGUCAUGGCAUCUUUGGCUUUUCCACCAGCGCGUCGUAUAAGUAAUGUCGUCGCUCAUAUGAUGAGGAUAUGCUUUUCUUUACGCAUAGCGAGUCGAGGGCUUAUGGGACGGCAUUUUGUAGACGUCCGAGCUGGUCUCUGGAUGUCCAGUUACACGUACAUUAGCGACAAGGCGUUUUGCGUUAAGAAUAUUGGUCAAAUGAAUCAUAUUGGAACAAAGAGU